Messenger RNA from Papaver somniferum (opium poppy), 2565 nucleotides. RefSeq names its product subtilisin-like protease SBT4.10. The coding region runs from base 115 to 2376 and encodes 753 amino acids. The record is from RefSeq and is a predicted model, not a curated record. Gene Ontology annotation, biological process: proteolysis. The transcript has 11 exons. Gene Ontology annotation, molecular function: serine-type endopeptidase activity. Lineage: Eukaryota; Viridiplantae; Streptophyta; Magnoliopsida; Ranunculales; Papaveraceae.
AAGUCUUAACACUUUGAGUUAUGAAUAAGUUGUAUUUUGUUCAUCUUUUUCAUCAAUUACUACAGCAACUUAUUACAAUUAAUUUUCCAAUUUUCAUAUCUCAAAGUGAAAAUCAUGAAUAAGUUGAUUAUUACAAGUCUUGCACUUUUCUUGUUCACAUAUAUUGUCUCUAAUGUAGCCACUUCCAUAACAAAGAAGCACUAUAUAGUAUAUAUGGGAGAGCACUCUUACCCGGAUUCAGAUUCGGUUAUAUCAUCCAACCAUGAUUUAUUGGCCUCAGUUACUGGCAGUAUUCGUCAAGCGAAAGAAGUAGCAAUUCACCAUUACAGUAAGAGCUUUAGAGGCUUCUCAGCGGUACUUACAGCCGAAGAAGCACAACAACUACGCGAAACAGUAUCAGUUAUUUCAGUUUUUGAAAGUAAGAUUCACCAAAUCCAUACUACUCAUUCUUGGGAUUUCCUUGGGGUCGAUAAUAUUCCACAAAAUAAUGCAAAUACUGAAUCCAAAUCAGACGUGAUCGUUGGCAUCAUUGAUCAUGGAGUUUGGCCUGAGUCAGAGAGCUUCGAUGAUAAAGGACUAGGGCCUGUACCCGAGAGAUUCAAAGGAGAAUGUGUUGCUGGAGAUCAGUUCACAGUUGAGAACUGCAACAGGAAGAUAAUCGGUGCUCGGUUUUACUCUAAAGGAUUUGAACAAGCUGCAGGACCUCUUGAGUCUCAAAAUGAAACGUUUUUCCGGUCCGCACGUGAUAGCAAUGGCCAUGGAACUCAUGUUGCAUCAAUAGUUGCUGGUUCAGUUGUCAAUAAUGCGAGUUUAUUUGGUAUUGCAAGUGGAACUGCAAGGGGUGGCAUGCCGAGUGCCAGACUUGCCAUAUACAAAACGUGUUGGCCAACUGGUUGUAUGGACGCCGACAUUUUAGCAGCUUUUGAUGAUGCCACUAGUGAUGGGGUUGAUAUCAUUUCCAUCUCUCUAAGCUCUUCUCCAGAACUCUUUGAUGAUGCCUUGUCAAUAGGAUCUUUCCAUGCAUUCAAGAAAAAUAUUCUUGUUUCUACUUCAGCGGGAAAUACAGGUGAUUUUACAACAAAAGUCGCUCCUUGGCUCUUAACUGUCGCUGCUAGCUCUAUCGACCGGGAAUUUAAUUCCAACAUCCACCUUGGGAAUUCACUUAUUUUGAAGGGAAACUCUAUAAACCCAUUAAAAAUGGAUAAAUUUUAUCCGGUAAUGUUUGCUGAAGAUGCCGCUGCUGCAGGUGUUAGAGCAGGAAAAGCAAGCUCAUGCAAGAACGGCACUCUAGACCAUAAGUUGAUCAAGGGUAAGAUAGUGGUGUGUAAUGGAGGUGGGGGUGGUAAGGGAGCGCAAGUUUUAAGAGAUGGUGGUGGUGUUGGAAUGAUACUUUUGAUCAACCCUUUAGCUGGAAUAAAUGAUUUCAGCUUGCAAUACGUCAUUCCAACUACUGUUCUUGACACAAAUGAAUUACAAGCUCUUCUUGAUUACGUGGACUUAUCACCGUACCCAACCGCCAGAAUAUCCCCAACGAUGACAAUUCUCAACACCAGUCGUGCACCAAAAAUGGCAGUAUUUUCUUCAGUUGGACCAAAUACUAUCACUCCUCACAUUAUCAAACCUGACAUUACAGCACCUGGUGUGAGGAUAUUGGCAGCAUGGUCUCCAGUAAGUAUUAAAUCGACUGGAGGACGACCCGUUGACUAUAAUGUUAAGUCAGGCACGUCGAUGGCCUGCCCGCAUGCUUCAGGAAUUGCCGCUAUGAUAAAAAGCUACCACCCUUCGUGGAGUCCAUCAGCUAUUAAAUCUGCCAUAAUGACUACAGCUAAUGUGAUGGACGAUACUAAUAGACCCAUAUUGGAAAGUGCAACUGAUUCUCCAGCGUCACCAUUCAACUACGGAUCCGGGCAUGUAAAUCCCAUGGCAGCACUAGAUCCUGGUUUGGUAUAUGAAUAUGACUCCAAUGACAUAAUCGACUUCUUAUGUGCUACUCCUGGCACCAACCCAACACAAAUUGAAAUGCUCGCUGGAACAGAAAUCACUUGUUCAAACCCACCAAUUCCCACUUACAAUUUAAACUAUCCAUCAAUUGGUGUAGCCUUUAAGAACGGAAAAGUAGCGGUUAUAAGAACAGUAACAUAUGUUGGUCAUGGCCCAGCAACUUUCAAAGCUUUUACUCAGAAACCAUAUGGGGUUAAAGUCGCAGUGAAACCAAAUGUGCUCAAGUUCAAAAAAACUGGUGAAAGGAAGUCAUUCCGGGUUCAUUUCAAGCCUUUCAAAACUACUAACAAUACUUUUGUUACCGGAUCCUUAAGUUGGAUAAGUGGUUUAUACAAAGUUACAAGUCCCAUUGCGGUUAACGUAGUAUCAGUCUAAUGAAGGAAGUACUGCAGUAGUUAUUAAACUUACAAUAAGAAGUUUCACUUCAAUUGCAAUGUAGUUCCUUUCCAAAAAAACAGAUUGGUUUUCUUGCAUUUGUUAACCCCUUAUAAUAGGGGAGUGAUUUGUAAUUAGAUUAUGAUUUUUCUUCGGUAAUAAUGCAUGGCUGUGAUUGAGUAUAUCAAA